GACUUUUACGAACUUAAUUCUCUUCCUUAACCACUCACCUGGCUUGCUUGCUGGACCUCGUCUAAAGACAAAGUCAUGGACAACAAUAACACAGAGGCAAGCGGACUUUCAAGUCCUCUCCUCGUCGGAGGCAUAAAUGAAUCCUACCGAAACUCAGAUGGGGGAAACAUCUGCAGUGAUAUCACUGACCACCAUGAAAACAAGUAUAGCAAAGCUUCUCCGGCGACACCAAUUCUUAUACUUGGCACCAUUAUUGCUGUCUCUGGUUCUUAGGUUUUUGGGUCUGCUGUAGGUUAUUCAUCACCUGCUCAAUGUGGAAUUAUGGACGACGUCAGUCUCAGUGUGGCAGAGUGCAGUAUUCAGUGUUUGGCUCGAUACUGACAAUUGGGGCAAUGAUAGGUGCCAUACUGAGCGGUAGAAUGGCAGAUUAUGCAGGUCGUCGAGGUGCCAUGUGCUUCUCGCAUAUUUUUUGCAUAUUGGGAUGGCUUUGCAUAGCAAUCACAAAGGUUGCCUGGUGGCUUUACAUCGGAAGACUGAUGGUAGGAUGUGGGAUGGGUCUUCUAUCUUAUGUGGUGCCAAUUUAUAUAGCAGAAAUAACACCGAAGAAUCUUCGAGGGGGAUUUACAACAAUUCAUCAGUUGAUGAUCUGCUGUGGAGUAUCUUUGACUUAUCUCAUCGGAGAAUUUGUGAGUUGGCGGGUUUUGGCAUUACUUGGAACAAUUCCAUGUGCUGUACAGCUUCUAGGCCUGCUCUUCAUUCCUGAGUCUCCUAGGUGGCUUGCAAAGGUUGGUCGCAUGGAAGAGAGUGAAUCCACCUUAAAAAACCUCAGGGGAGAGAAUGCAGAUGUUUAUGAUGAAGCCAAUGAAAUCAAAGACUAUACAGAAAACCUUCAGAAAGAAUCAGAAGCUAGAAUGGCUGACUUAUUUCAGCGGCAGUAUUUUAAAUCACUUACUGUCGGGCUCGGAUUAAUGAUACUACAACAAUUUGGAGGGGUUAACGGCAUUGCAUUUUAUGCAAGUUCCAUAUUUACCUCUGCUGGUUUCUCAGAUAGCGUGGGAACAAUAGCAAUGGUUGCUGUUCAGAUCCCAAUGACAGCUCUGGGCGUACUUUUGAUGGAUAAAUCUGGACGGAGACCACUUUUGUUGGUCUCUGCUGGGGGAACAUGCCUAGGAUGCUUUCUCGCGGGCCUAUCAUUCUUAUUGCAGGACCUUCAGAAGUGCAAGGAGGUUUCUCCCAUUUUGGCUCUUGGUGGUGUACUGGUAUAUACAGGAUCUUUCUCGUUAGGCAUGGGAGGAAUUCCUUGGGUUAUCAUGUCUGAGAUAUUUCCCAUUAACGUGAAGGGGUCUGCAGGAAGCCUUGUGACCUUAAUUAGCUGGUUAGGUUCUUGGAUAGUAUCAUACGCUUUUAACUUCCUCGUGGGUUGGAACUCAACAGGAACCUUCUUUAUAUUCUCUGCCAUUUGUGGCCUCACUGUCGUGUUCGUGGCAAAACUUGUAACAGAGACCAAGGGGCGUACACUGGAAGAAAUUCAAUCAUCCAUGACUUCGCGUAUAGUUAACACAGACACAAGCUCAGCUUGACAGACGGCCAGAUGAAACAAAUUUUAUGAUUACCGCCAAGACUGAACGACCCUGGAAUUUUUAUACACAUUUGAAUACAAACUUAAACUUGGAAGGUUGUUUAGAGCCUAUACAACAUGGUUAAUUCAUACUA
This is a messenger RNA of Prosopis cineraria, 1713 nucleotides long. RefSeq names its product sugar transporter ERD6-like 5. Gene Ontology annotation, cellular component: membrane. The record is from RefSeq and is a predicted model, not a curated record. Gene Ontology annotation, molecular function: sugar transmembrane transporter activity. The transcript has 18 exons. Lineage: Eukaryota; Viridiplantae; Streptophyta; Magnoliopsida; Fabales; Fabaceae. Gene Ontology annotation, biological process: transmembrane transport; carbohydrate transport. Bases 312 to 1580 code for a protein of 422 amino acids.